UGGUGCAUUUCGGUGCAGGAAGUGCUGUCUGUCUACGUGCCUUUCAUCUCGUACUAUCUCUCAUCCAGCCUACAUCAGCCGGGUUCACAUGAUGCUGCGCUAAGUGCAGUUAAGAACUUCACAGCAACAACAGGUACUUCAGAGUUUUUAAAAAUGUCUGGAUUUUUCCAAAUGUUGAGAAAGAAAAAGGAGCUGAUCCCUCUGAUAGGGUUCAUGGCUUUUGCAGCAGCAGGAGCCACUUCUGCUGCUGUCUACUUUCUAUUUACUAAAACUGAUGUUAUUUUGAAUAAGACCAAAAACCCAGAACCAUGGGAAAGAGUGGACCCAUCAAAACCCCAAAAGCUCAUCACUAUCAAUCAGCAGUGGAAACCAGUGGAGGAGCUGCAGCUGGUGAAGAGCAUCACCAAAUAAAAAGGGCAGGCAUCUCCUUGAAAGAUCCCCCAGUCUGACUACCUGCCUGCCCCCCAUCAGUCUAACAGAAUCCUUUCUGCACAAACUAGGAUGCUUUAAUACUCAGUGUGCGGAAAUGCUUCUGCUCCACUGGUGGGGUUUCACCCUGCUGUGUAGUGGCCCAGGUCAAGGACAUCCAUCCACAACAAUAGAAAACUAUGGUAAAAGAUACUCAUGCUGCCAUGACGUUGUAGGUGAAAGAAGACUAUCUUACUCUGAGUUUCUGUGAUUACUGCUAGAGAGAUUUAUUUUGAACAGGUUGUGUUGCAUUUCAUUUGACCCCUGUCAAGUUGGUCGUCACAGCAACGCAGAUGCUCUUACAGUAGAAGUGAAUGUACGAUAGUGUCUAAAUGUAAAACACACAACAUGUAAGUAAUGUACUGUACAGUGUCAAUAAAGUAUUAUUGUGAUCAUGUUUAA
Molecule: messenger RNA, 870 nt
Organism: Morone saxatilis (striped sea-bass)
Lineage: Eukaryota; Metazoa; Chordata; Actinopteri; Moronidae
Gene: coxfa4l3
Product: chromosome unknown C15orf48 homolog
Exons: 5
Coding region: 154-411 (85 amino acids)
Source: RefSeq, a predicted model, not a curated record